Molecule: messenger RNA, 2846 nt
Organism: Plectropomus leopardus (leopard coralgrouper)
Lineage: Eukaryota; Metazoa; Chordata; Actinopteri; Perciformes; Serranidae
Gene: akap8l
Product: A-kinase anchoring protein 8 like
Cellular component (GO): nucleus
Molecular function (GO): DNA binding
Source: RefSeq, a predicted model, not a curated record
CCCUUAAGCGUAACUGCUGCCGGAGCUGGCGUUUUUUAAACGGAACGGAUUGUCCUUAACAACGUAAUAAAUCACCAUGGACGGCAGAGGCUACGGUUCAGGUUACUCCAGUUGGGGCGGUGGCGGGUCAGGCAGCAGAGGUUCAGGUGGCUUUGACCUGUAUGGUGGUGGUUACAAGGACUCAAUGUCUGGGCUUGGGGGCUAUGGGGGAGGAGGAGGAGGAGGCCACAUGAAGAGAGGUCUCUCAGGAGCGUCCCUGCUCUCAUCCACAGGCACACAUGCAGAUGCAGUCAUUGCCAAGAUUAACCAGCGCUUGGACAUGCUCACUCAGUUGGAGGGGGGGUUGAAAGGGUCUCGAGGUGACAGGUAUGACCACUACGAGUCAUUCGACUCGCGCACCUCUGCUCUCACCUCCUCCCGAGAUCUCUACAGAUCUGGCGGCAGUAGCUAUGGUUAUGGCAAUGGCCGUGAGGACAACAUGCUGAUGAGUCAGCGAGGAGGCUCGGGCUUCGGAGGGGGAAUGGGGCUAGGGGGAGGAGGAGGCUUUGACAGCCCCUCCUCUUCCUAUGGAGUCGCUAAAAUGCGACAGAAUAUGAGGGAGCCCUUCAACAGUGGCCAGGGAGGAGGUUCUGGAGGUGGAGGAUGGGCCGGAGCAGGCCGACGUUCCCCCAGAAGGGGUGGAAGUACCGGGGGUCGAGGAGCUGGAGGAGGGUUUGGAAACCGCAGGUCUGACCCCACUCCAUUAGGCGGAGGCGGACGGGGAAGUGGUAGCGGUGGCCAGUCCCACCGCGGCCACUCUCCAGGAGGUGGUAGAGGCAAGCUCCCAUCCCUCCUGUCUAACCGCAUGUACCCUGAGAGUGGGGGCUUCCAUCAGGGUUCCACUCAAGGGCCUCACGACUUUCCUGGGAGGCAUUUUGGAGGGGGCCCACGGGCUGGCCGCCAGCGAGGCCGCAAGAGACCCCUCAACAAACAAGUGAAGCCACAGCGGGAUGUCCAGAAAAAGAGAAAGCAGACUCCCAGUGAAGCUGAUGAGCCUGAGUCAAAGAUGAACAAGACGGAGACUGCUGGGUCAGAGGAUACUCAGGAGCAACCUGAGAAAAAUGGUGACGGCAAUGAACCAAAAACUGAAGCUGCAGAGACAAAACCUGAUACAGAUGGAGAUCAAGCUUCACCCAAACAGGAGGAGAAGAAAAGUCCACAAGGCAAACAGACCUCAACCCCAAGUCAGGAGAGACACCCAAAAAUGAGGAAGAGGAGGGGCUUCCUGGAAAGGGUGAUGUUUGCCUGCUCUGUGUGCAAGUUCCGUUCGUUCUACAAGGAGGAAAUGGAAACUCAUCUUGAGAGUCGCUUCCACAAAGACCACUUCAAGUUUCUUUCGGGCCAGCUGUCCAAGCCCACUACAGACUUCCUUCAGGAGUAUUUGCAGAACAAGUUCAAAAAGACGGAGCAGAGGGUAAGCCAGUUGGAAAACCACAGCGCUGCCAUCUGCCAGGUGUACAAAGAGCAGGACCUCACCAGAGAGCUCGGUAUGGAGCACUUCAUGAGAAAAGUUGAAGCCGCCCACUGUGCAGCAUGCGACCUUUUCAUUCCCAUGCAGCCCCACCUGAUACAGAAACACAUCAAGUCUCCAGACCACAACUACAACCGGAAGGGUAUGAUGGAGCAGUCAAAGAGGGCCAGUCUGUCAGUCGCUCGUAGCAUCCUCAACCACAAACUCAUUGGCAAGAAGCUGGAGAGCUACCUCAAGGGUGAAAACCCCUUCACUGGUAACCAAGACGACCAGGAUCAUGAGGACUCCAUGGUGAUGGACGUGUCUGGUAUGGACGUAACCGAGGAGACGGCAGACGGCCAGACAGAGGCAGCAGCAGUCAAGGACGAGUCUCUGGCUGAGGGGGAGACGAGCCACGAGGUGGUCGAGGGUGAAGAAGAAGAAGCAGCAGCAGCAAAGGAGGAAAAGAUGGAGGAGGAGCUGGGAAUGGAUGGAGAGGAGGGACAGGAGGGAGAAGAGGAACAGGGGGAUCUGGAAGAGGAGGAAGGUUUUGAAGUCGGAGAAGAGGGGGAGGAGGAAGAGGAGGGAUAUGUGGUGCACGAUGAGAUUGGCGAAGAGGGGUUACAGGCUGAGCUGGAAGACGAGGAGGGAUUAGAGGCAGCAGAGGCAGAGGAGGAAGGAAAGAAUGAUGAAUGACUUUUGCACCCUGUGUGUGUGACUCUUCGACCUUAACAUCUGUCAGGACCACUCGAUGCCCCCCCGAAAUCCCAUACAACCCACCUCAUUACCAGGCAUAUAAAAAAAAAAAAAAAACUAACACUUACCUCCCCCCCCUGUUUCCACUGUCUAAUUACUGAGUUUCAUUUCAUUUUUGUUAAAGUAAUAGCUCCCCAUUUUGGGAAAUACUCUUAUUCCUUUUGUUAAGUGAGAAGAAUAAAAAAGGGUUACACUAACUGAUGUAUGAUCACAACUCUCUUUGGAGGUGUAAAUAGACAGUAUUUCCCAAAACGUCAAACUAUUCCUCUUAAUGCUUUUUUGUGUGCCUUUCGUUUCUGGAUUAAGUUGUUUAGAAUUGUUUAAGAACUCUUGAGUAUUGUAAAGUUAAGAGAUAUUGUCCUUUUUUUUCUUAUCAGAGUUUACAUGAUGUCAUAGCUUUCUGUCCUUUUCCAGUAUUGAUGGUGAUUUUUUCCAACCUUUUGGUAAAAUCAAGAACAGGUAGGCUUUUUAUUCUACAGAUUGGGUGAUUGAGAUCAGCAAGGGGACUGUCUGUAGAAUAAGUGACAUAUUUCGAAUGGAUAUCAAUCACGUAACAAACUUGGUUCACUCUGAGUAAGAAAUAAACAUGUUGGAUAAAUCA